Molecule: messenger RNA, 915 nt
Organism: Trichoplusia ni (cabbage looper)
Lineage: Eukaryota; Metazoa; Arthropoda; Insecta; Lepidoptera; Noctuidae
Product: forkhead box protein C1-like
Exons: 2
Coding region: 1-915 (304 amino acids)
Source: RefSeq, a predicted model, not a curated record
AUGUGGUGCGCGGCGGCGGGCGGCGCUCGCGGCGCGGGCGCGGCCUCCCGCACGGAGCCGCAGCCCGCCAGCCGCACAGCGCCCUGUGGGUACUCACCAGCCCGCUAUGUGCAGCAUGUGGUGCGCGGCGGCGGGCGGCGCUCGCGGCGCGGCGCGGCCUCCCGCACGGAGCCGCAGCCCGCCAGCCGCACAGCGCCCUGUGGGUACUCACCAGCCCGCUAUGUGCAGCAUGUGGUGCGCGGCGGCGGGCGGCGCUCGCGGCGCGGGCGCGGCCUCCCGCACGGAGCCGCAGCCCGCCAGCCGCACAGCGCCCUGUGGGUACUCACCAGCCCGCUAUGUGCAGCAUGUGGUCGGCGGCGGGCGGCGCUCGCGGCGCGGGCGCGGCCUCCCGCACGGAGCCGCAGCCCGCCAGCCGCACAGCGCCCUGUGGGUACUCACCAGCCCGCUAUGUGCAGCAUGUGGUGCGCGGCGGCGGGCGGCGCUCGCGGCGCGGGCGCGGCCUCCCGCACGGAGCCGCAGCCCGCCAGCCGCACAGCGCCCUGUGGGUACUCACCAGCCCGCUAUGUGCAGCAUGUGGUGCGCGGCGGCGGGCGGCGCUCGCGGCGCGGCGCGGCCUCCCGCACGGAGCCGCAGCCCGCCAGCCGCACAGCGCCCUGUGGGUACUCACCAGCCCGCUAUGUGCAGCAUGUGGGGCGCGGCGGCGGCGGCGCUCGGCGCGGGCGCGGCCUCCCGCACAGACCCGCAGCCCGCCAGUACGCACAGCGCGCCGCCCCUCGCUCGCUCCACUCCGCCGGCGCCCAGCUGGCAGCCGUCACCGUGCCCGCAAUGAAGGAAUUAAGUAGCCGUUCUAUUAUGCGAAUUACUGUUGCAUUUAUUCGAGUGUACGCGCUAGUCUCCGCUCAAAUGAGCAUAUAG